Molecule: messenger RNA, 1566 nt
Organism: Salmo salar (Atlantic salmon)
Lineage: Eukaryota; Metazoa; Chordata; Actinopteri; Salmoniformes; Salmonidae
Source: RefSeq, a predicted model, not a curated record
AUGACCCAAAGCCUCCAGAAUGGCUUCAGUCUGGAGAACCUCUACCAGGAUCUGAAGGGGCCUCUGUCUGUCCCUCCGCCUGCCCAGGGUGCUCAGAUCCUGGGUGUACGCCGGGGGUCAGGCCCUGUGGAGCCUCAUAAGGACCAAGAGAUUCAGAGGCAUCGGUCUGGCACCGUAACCGGUCAGGGUGCUUCUCUUCUGGGCUCAGGUCUUGGGCAGACCCCUGCUCCUAUAGAUGUCCAGAUGUGUCAGUCUAUCCAGCCAUGCCAUGCAGAUCACCAAAGAGACAUGAGUGCUGGGCAGCUACUCAAAUGGAUGGACACCAUUGCAUGCCUCGCUGCUGAACAUCAUGCUGGGAUGGCGUGUGUGACACUCUCCAUGGACGACAUCCAGUUUGAGGAGAGGGUUGGCCAGGUGAUCACUAUCAAGUCCAAAGUCAGUAGAACGUUCACCACAAGCAUGGAGGUGGGAAUCCGUGUGCCGGUGCAGGAUGUGAGGGAACGUGUGGAGAGGUUGGUAUGUGUGGCUUACUCCACCUUUGUUGGAAAGCCAGCGGGACCAAAAAAGGUUGUGUUGUAGCCGGUGGAAAACCUGGGUUCUGCAGAGGAGCAGCUGCAGCAUUCUCUGGCCUCAGAGAGACGAAGACUCCACCUCUACAACGAACAGACGUUCAGUACCCUGCUACAAGACUACCGCGCACUAGCCAACGGUCAGUCUGUCUCUCUCUCUUUCACCUGUGUGGAGAGCGUCGAGCUGGUCCUGCCGCCACACGCUAAUCACCACGGCAACACCUUCGGAGGACAAAUCAUGGCUUGGAUGGAGAACGCAGCCGCAGUACACGCGCACACCCAACUAGCCCUCUCUCUCUCUCUGAGGUCUGUAGACAUGUUCCGCUUCAGAGGUCCUUCCUCUGUGGGAGACAGACUGGUCUUUAAGGGUGUCAACAACACAUUUAACAACAGUAUUGAGGUAGGUGUCCGAGUGGAGGCCUAUAACUGUGAGGAGUGGACCGCGAACAAAGCGCGUCACAUCAACAGCGCCUUCCUAUCUACCAGCUGGCUAACACACCUGGAGGCGUACCUACCUUUCCCCCAAGUCACAUACACCACCCAGGACGGGGAGAGGAGAUACCGGUCUGCCAUCGUAAGGAAGAGAAUACGGAUGGCUAGAAAGCACAUCCUGUCCUGUAAGGAGGAGGCUCCUAUCUCUGUCCCCUGGGAUGAAAGGAACUGGUUUCCUUACAACGUUGUGUGUAUGUCCAUGAGGAGCUGGUUUGUGUCCAAGUUCAGAUGGAGCUGUGAGGAGGUAGAGGGGGCCGAUGAGGAGGAGACGGUGUACCACAUUAAUGCCCCACCAAUCAACGGAGGCAAGAGCCGAGACUUCAUGUUCCUGUUGUCAAAGAGACAGUCCUGCAACGACGGGGACCUCUAUGUGGUAGCCCGGAGGUCUGUAACCAUGAAAACAGUUCCCCCUGUGGAGGGCUUCCUCCGUAGCGAGGUCAAGUGUGCCGGGUUCCUCAUCCACAGCCCGGAACUCAACAGCUGCAGGACACCUGGGGAUGGAUGA